Molecule: messenger RNA, 708 nt
Organism: Spirodela intermedia
Lineage: Eukaryota; Viridiplantae; Streptophyta; Magnoliopsida; Alismatales; Araceae
Source: the annotation of a GenBank genome assembly
AUGCAGGCUGCCGCCCUCUGCUUCGCCGUGCCCCUGCCGGCCAAAGGUAUCAGGACCUUGGCCCCUAGAAGGUUGCUCCCCACUGGCGGCUAUCGUAGAUCCACGCACCUGCCGUCCUUGGCUGUCGCCGCCGCCCCGGAAAACCUCAUCGUCGACUACAGCUCCUCCACCUCGUGAGUCUUCCUCAGAUCCUCUCCUCUCCGGUCUUCUUCCCGCUACUGGUGAUCCGAUGGGGAUCGUUCGUUAAUGCGGUGGACAAUUAGUCGAGAUAGAGGCUUCUUUCUUCUUCUAUAUUCACCGUGGAUCCGCGGCAGAGAAGAGAAGAUGACGAUGACAGGUUUUCCCCUUGGACAGCGUCUUCCCGGCGGAGGCCUGCGAGACGAUCGGAGGAGACGCGUGCGCGGUGGAGAUGUUCCCCGAAGUGAAGCCCCCACAGCAGGCCGCUGCGGCCGCCAGGGCGGGCGCGGAGGAGGUCGACAGGGAGUACCUCGACUACAGCGAGCGCAAAACGUAUGAUCCGGAGAUCUUCUCUCCCAAUUUAUUUCCGCGCGAUCGGAAUCUGCCGAAGAGCGAAAGAGAAACUCUAACCGUGGGGCCUUUCUCCUCUGCAGAGUCUUCCCCGGCGAGGCCUGCGACGACCUUGGGGGGGAGUUCUGCGAUCCGGAGUACCAGCAAGGGGUUUUCAAUGAGACGGCCGCGGCUAAAUAA